CCCGACUAAACACAACGAGUAGCAGUUCCAGUUCUGUUUCCCUUCGUCGACGAACAAGCAUUUCACAGUCGUCGACGCCGUCUACUGUUGUCGGCCCUGCAUGGUUGGUCUGGGUCCGUGCAUUGGACUGGCCUUCAUCUACUACUUUGCUAUAGUUUGCAUAUAGACUGUUGAUGCAGCUAUGUCUGCAACCAAGGCUCGAGUUAGUAGCUUUUCUCGCAAUGUUCCUAACAUAACGUCUUCUCAGAAUCCUGGACUUAAGCAUGGUCCUAAUGGAACAACGUUUUUAUCAUCUGGCAUUCCAGAUUUAGACAAGAUUUUAGGUGGCGGCUUUUCUCUGGGUAGCCUUGUCAUGGUGAUGGAAGAUGCUGAAGCACCUCAUCAUAUGCUUCUAUUGAGAAAUUUUAUGUCUCAGGGACUUGUCCACAAGCAACCACUCUUUUAUGCUAGCCCAUCUAGAGAUCCUAGAGGAUUUUUGGGUACUUUGCCUAAUCCACGGUCACUUGAAGAUGACAAAUCUCGUGAACAUGAUCCUAAUCAUGAUAAAGAUUUGAGAAUUGCUUGGCAAUACAAGAAGUAUUUUUGUGAGCCACAGCUAAACACUGGCUCUGGCAAUGGUGCCAGGCAUGAUUACUGUAAUGACUUUGAUUUGCGGAAGCCUCUGGAAAGGCAAUUUUUCAACAGUGCCCUUGUAGAUUGUUUCAGUACCAAAGAUUUGAUGAAUCUUACUCUCCUUCAAGACCAAUGUGCAACAUUCUUAGCACAAUUCUCAAGUGACAUAAUCAGACAUGAAAGCAGCAUUUGUCCAGCUGGUCGGAUUGCCAUUCAAUCAUUCUGUUCUCCACAAUGUAAAUAUUCAAACAUGGAGUGGCAGAUGCUUUCCUUUAUUAGGUCUCUGAAAGGCUUGACCAGGUCUUCAAAUGCUGUUGUUGUUGUAACUUUUCCACCUUCACUUCUUUCUCCAUCUUGCUCAAAAAGAUUGCAACAUAUGGCAGACACUUUGUUAUCUGUUAGGGCAAUUCCAGAUGAGGACAAGGAAAUGGCAAAACUCCUUACUGGUUACCAGGACAUGGUUGGGCUCUUAAAUAUACACAAAGUGGCGCGCAUUAAUACACAGGUUCCUCUGAUUCUUGAAGCCACCACAUUCUCAAUAAAGUUGCAAAAACGAAGGUUUUUGGUUUUAGAAUGUCUAAAUCAAGCUCCUGUUGAUGGCUCAUCUGGGAAUUCGUAUGGCACGUCUAGUGGUUGUUCUGGGUCAACUAAAGCUGGGCGACUUGAUUUUUAGAUGGCACUUGUUUUAUUUGCAUUCAUGUCUACGACAGCUUAUUUCCAAGUUGGUGUAAAGCACCAGUAUCUAAAGGAUUGUUUGGUUUUGUUUUUUAUUUUUAGAGCCGAAGUAUAAAUCUGAAGUUUUCAGGAUAGCACAAUUGAUAUCCUUCCGUUUUAAAAGCCGUGAUGUUGCUCUCAUGCUUUUUAAAAUCAAACAAUUUUUCUCGUACUAA
Messenger RNA from Prosopis cineraria, 1502 nucleotides. Its product is annotated as elongator complex protein 4. The record is from RefSeq and is a predicted model, not a curated record. Gene Ontology annotation, cellular component: cytoplasm; transcription elongation factor complex; elongator holoenzyme complex. The transcript is spliced from 9 exons. NCBI's taxonomy places the organism in Eukaryota, Viridiplantae, Streptophyta, Magnoliopsida, Fabales, Fabaceae. Bases 182 to 1285 code for a protein of 367 amino acids. Gene Ontology annotation, biological process: tRNA wobble uridine modification.